Molecule: messenger RNA, 1194 nt
Organism: Aspergillus sclerotioniger CBS 115572
Lineage: Eukaryota; Fungi; Ascomycota; Eurotiomycetes; Eurotiales; Aspergillaceae
Exons: 4
Coding region: 1-1194 (397 amino acids)
Source: RefSeq, a predicted model, not a curated record
AUGUCACAGAAACCCAUUUUCGUGGCUACCCAUCCCCGGGCAUGCUCCACAGCAUUUGAACGAGUCUUUAUGACUCGUCGAGAUACCAUCCAGUGUAUCCACGAGCCGUUUGGCGAUGCCUUCUACUACGGGCCCGAACGGCUUUCGGCCAGAUUCGCCGACGAUGAACAGGCGCGUCUGGACAGCGGCUUUAGCCAGUCGACGUUCAAAACCGUCCUGGAUCGAGUCGAGCGCGAAGCUUCUGAGGGCAAGCGCAUCUUCAUGAAGGACAUCAUGCACUAUCUUCUCCCUCCGGACGGCAAGCCGGCCAGCAUCGCGCCAUCACUGAGAAGGAUCAAGCGUGGCGUGGGGACCGAGUCGACUGGAGAGACGACUCCCCAACCGGUCGUUGGCGCCCAUCAUGCCAACGGCCACCAUCACCAGCAGCUGAACGGCGCGACCACAAAUGGGCUCAAUGGCCAUGCUGCGCUGGACAACCUCGCACAGGUGAAACCCUCCAAGCGGGAGCCAUACCCGUACGACACGGCGCCCGAGCCAGGCAAUCCCACCGUGAUGCCCACCGAAAUCCUCGCCCAGUUCCAUUUUGCCUUCCUCAUCCGUGAUCCGCAUCACAGUGUUCCCUCCUACUACCGCUGCACCAUCCCGCCCCUCAGCGAUGUGACUGGGUUCCACAACUAUGACCUUUCCGAGGCCGGGUAUGACGAGCUGCGCCGCACCUUCGAUUAUCUGCGUAGCGUGCGCCAGAUCGGUCCGCAUAUUGCGACACAGGAGCGAGACGCUGACGAUAUUGAUAACCGGCUUCGGCCGGUGACGAACGGGUUCGGACACGAAUCCGGGGCGGAGAUCUGUGUGGUCGAUGCCGACGAUAUGCUCCUGAAGCCGGCGCCUAUGAUCGAGGCGUUCUGCCGUAGCGUGGGACUCGAGUACACCCCGGACAUGUUGAACUGGGACACCGAGGAAGACCACCAGCACGCUCGGGAUGCGUUCGAGAAGUGGCGAGGCUUUCACAAUGAUGCGAUCGAAUCGAAGGGCCUGGUUGCUAGAAAGCGUCCGCAUGCCAUCAAAACCGAACAAGAAUGGGACGCCGAUUGGCUCAAGAAAUACGGACCCGAAGGUGCCGCUCUGAUCCGUAAAGCCGUCGACGCCAACAUGGCGGAUUACUUGUAUCUGAAGCAAUUCGCCAUGCGCGUGUAG